Molecule: messenger RNA, 470 nt
Organism: Anopheles nili
Lineage: Eukaryota; Metazoa; Arthropoda; Insecta; Diptera; Culicidae
Exons: 3
Coding region: 30-470 (146 amino acids)
Biological process (GO): tRNA splicing, via endonucleolytic cleavage and ligation
Molecular function (GO): nucleic acid binding
Source: RefSeq, a predicted model, not a curated record
UAACUGAGGAAAAUUCGCUGUACAAUGGAAUGGCUCAUUUGCACGACCUACUGAAAACCUUCCUAACGCUGGGAUGUGACGAUGAAGCUGUCUGCUACGGUGCGUGCCGUGUUUACGUUCACCUGCUCGAAGAAAAACGAAUGCACGCGGUACAGUACCAUUACGACGAACAGCUGCGGUUGAUCUACCUUACGGCGAAACGUGAACCUGAGGCACCAGUCGAGCUGAUCGUUCCAAUUCUGGCCACGGAAGAGCUAAACCUGGCCCAGCUCAAACGCUACCGUGAUGUAAUAAAACUACCGAGCGGCGAGAAGCCCGUCGAUAUCGUUCUAGCUAUCUGCGAUUCCAGCUCGACCGUCCUGCUGUAUCGGGCAUCGCCAGGGCUGAAGGACAUCGCCAAGAAACUCCCGUCGAAGGGAAAACUGCUGCGAAUGCGCGCAAACGUCGACUGCCAGAAUAAUGACCAAUAA